AUUGUUGGCAUACAAAACAUUCCGGCAGAAGCGUUCACAGAGAACGGUUAAUACUUUGAGUGAAUAAUAAAAAAAAAUCCUAAAUAUUAUAAAAAUGACGACCAAUCAGUAUUUGACACUCAACAAUGGCUACAAAAUGCCUUUGAUUGGCCUUGGCACCUGGCAGGCAUCCGGAGAGGAGGUUGAAAAUGCCAUCGAUGCAGCUCUCGAGGCGGGUUACAGACAUAUCGAUACGGCUGCCAGAUAUGGCAAUGAGUCGGCUAUUGGUAAAGUGCUGAAACGUUGGUUGGACGCCGGCAAAGUGAAGCGUGAGGAGCUCUUCAUUGUGACCAAAUUGCCACCCACAGCCAACGCACCCAGUGACGUUCUUCCCGUUAUUACGAAAUCGCUGGCCGAUCUUCAGCUGGACUAUGUGGAUAUGUUUCUCAUUCACACGCCCUUCAGCGUGACCACCAAUACAGAUGGCAGCGUCACGAGAGACGCUCAAGGUCUGAUGGUCCCCGAUUUGAGCACCAAUCAUGGCGCUACCUGGGUGGAAAUGGAAAAGUUGGUAGCCAACGGCAAGGUUAAGUCCAUUGGCAUCUCUAACUUUGAUGAGGAACAGAUUGGUCGCUUGCUGAAGACAGCCAAGAUUCGUCCAGCCACCAACCAGAUCGAACAUCAUGUGUACCUACAACAACGUGAUCUGAUCAAUUAUUGCAAGGCGCAAGGCAUCGCUGUUACUGCUUACUCCCCACUGGGAUCCAGAGGCAUCGCCAAGUUCAAUGCCAGCUUUGGCAUGGUGCGUGAACUGCCCGAUUUGAUUGAAAUCCCUGAGGUCAAGGAGAUUGCCGCUGCCCAUGGCAAGUCACCAGCUCAAGUGCUUCUCCGUUGGAUCGUUGAUACUGGCAACAUUGCAAUUCCCAAGAGCACAAAUGCGGCACGUUUGAGGGAGAACCUCAAUAUAUUUGACUUCAAACUGACUGAGGCAGAAGUGGCCAAACUUUUGGCUCUGGAUCAAAACUUACGUGUCUGUGAUUUCACUUUAUUCCAUGGCUGCGAGGUGCAUCCCGAGUUCAGAUUUAAGAACAUUUACAACAAAUAAGUUAUUAUAUAUAUUAAAAUAAAGAAGAACAACAUUUAUUUCAACUGUUUUUUGUUGCCUCCGAGGGAUGAAGAAAGUGGGUAAUAAUUUUCAGUACAACAGGUUUUCCUACGCUCUUUUCCUCGUCUCGUUUCAGCGGAGCGUCAACAACAUUUUCGGGUUUUUCUUUUUCGAUUACUUCUUCGUUUAUCACAUCGGUUAAUUGUCUGUAAAUAGAACUUUCCUAUUAACUGGGUUCAAUAAGAAAAGCAUCUUUUGUUAGUAUGUAAAUGACGUUUAUUCGCAACGGAACAUGAACUUUUAACUUAAGCUUAAACAAAUCACAUUUGUAGCGAGCACAAAAUAAGGUACUGUUCUUGCGGAGUCAAGCUUUAAAAUACAAAUUCUUUUCUUUUUCGAGUUAUGUACAAUAUAGAGGAAAUAAAAUGAGUGGUAAAUACUACAACUAGAAAGCUAUCUUCGGCAGAUCGAAGCGCGCAUACCCUUGAAAAGCAUUUGCUUAAAGCCUUUACAAUUAAACAGCUUUUCAAUUAAGCUCACAACAAACUACUUUAAAGCUUUUCAAGAGUAUCGAGUCUUAUACUUAAUUAGUUAGUACGUUAGAUUGUUGUUUAAUUUUAAUACAGAGAUUACAAGACGGAAUCGUAUUUUCUUUUUUUUUUUGCAAUACUUUUUAAA
Drosophila sulfurigaster albostrigata is the source of this 1762-nucleotide messenger RNA. Its product is annotated as aldo-keto reductase family 1 member A1-like. NCBI's taxonomy places the organism in Eukaryota, Metazoa, Arthropoda, Insecta, Diptera, Drosophilidae. The transcript has 4 exons. The record is from RefSeq and is a predicted model, not a curated record. Gene Ontology annotation, molecular function: aldose reductase (NADPH) activity. Gene Ontology annotation, cellular component: cytosol. Bases 95 to 1084 code for a protein of 329 amino acids.